GGCUUGUUCACAAAAGCAUGCACGUGGCACUUGCAGCCGCGGUGCUCCUCACAGGGUAUACCUGUGCGCAUGCUGUCGACGAGACCUCGGACGUCGACGACGCCCUUCGAUGGGGCACGUACCACUCGGGUCACUACUUUGGCAUUCGCUCACGAACGUCCCCGUUCCAUGUGAGUGCGGGCUUGCUGUGGUCGACAUCGAAGGAGCCCAAGCUUCGCCAUGAGUGCCUUGAGAGCGAUCACUUGGAGCAGUAUGGCUGGCUGGAGCACGACGGCCGUACGUUUGGCUCGCAGACCAUUCGCGACCAGCACAACAACCUAUUGCUGGACACGACGUUCCUCAAACCGCCGACGUCUCCCACGACGUUUGCCACUCGGUCAUGGGCAGCCCGCGUCGCCGUGACGCCUCUGCGCGCCGACGUCGCACUCCCCGACACGGCAUCGUUGUUCUUCUACCUCGAUCUCGGCUGCGAAGACGAUUCGUUGACUCAUGCCUGUCGGCGCGACACUCAGCAAGGCGCAUCGUGGUCGGUCCAGCCGCCGACGACAUGCCGCCAACCGCCUCCAAAUGGCCAAUCAUGUAUUGAGCUGGAGAUUGUAUCUGCACAUGCGAACCCCAUCUUUGCCUUCCACGCGCGUUUCCAAGUCCAUUUCCGCGGCGCGCCGCAAGAUCUAUCUGUCCAAUACCAAGGCGAGUCGUCUUGGAGCGUUGUCAACAUCCGGAAGACGCUGCUCGACUUGACCAACUCGUAUCCGGACAACGCGCCGACAAUCACUCGUCUGACCAACAUUCUGGCGCCGUCCAGUACCUUGGCCCUAGUUCAGCUCACAUUUUCGCCAUCGAUCGUGAACGACCUGACGCUGCACUUGCUCUACGACGAAGCCGCAGACGAGGUACUGUCGACCACCCCCGUCGUCGUGAUGGAUGGCAUGCUGCCGUCAUUUCACUUGGCCUUUCAAGCCAAGUUCCACGCUGCGUUUCCCCAUAUAUCGCCCGAGUUUGAACCUCUCGGACAAGCGGCACUGAGCAACUUAAUCGGGGGGAUUGGGUACUUUUACGGAAGCACCAUCUUGCAACAAGCAGAUGGACAAGCGACGCAGACCAACCCCGCGCGGUCGCUCCUGUCGGCGGUCCCGUCCCGGUCGUUCUUCCCAAGGGGAUUCCUAUGGGACGAAGGAUUCCAUCUACUGGGAAUUAUCCCCUUUGACACACAAGUCGCGGUUCAAGUUGUCGAUGCGUGGUUGGACCUUAUGGACGACGACGGGUACAUUUCCCGCGAACAAAUUCGAGGCUCGUUGGCCGAAGCGCGCGUACCCGCCGAGUUUAUCACGCAGUUCCCAACCCACGCAAACCCGCCGAGUCUGCUUCUGGCGGUCGAGAAGCUCCUUCCGCACCUGUCGCAGUCGGCGGUGCUGCACCGGUGGUGGCCCCAACUGCGCAAGUGGUUUGCGUGGUUCCAGCGGACCCAGGCCGGCGAGGAGCCGCAUACGUUUCGGUGGCGAGGGCGGGACGUUCACGACGGCAAGCUCAUGCCAAACACGCUUUCAUCUGGGUUGGAUGACUACCCAAGGGCAUCGCAUCCGUCGGCGGACGAACGACAUGUGGAUCUAGCUGCGUGGAUGAUCAAGGGCAGUGCGAUAUUGGCCAAGGUGGCCCUUGCAGUGGGCGACACUGUCGAAGCCCGAACGUUCUCGGAACUUUCCCAGGCGUAUCUGGACACAAUGAACCACUUGCACUGGGAUCCAGCUACGUCCUUGUACUAUGACUACGGUCUGCACAGCGACGACGGGUUGUUUGAAGAUCACCUUGUCAUUCGAUGCCAAAACCCAUCGACGGGCGACAGUAUUCAAACCACGGCAAACGUCCAAGUGCUUCGAAAGAACCGAAACGACGGGUGUCCGCGCACGCAUCCUCACUUUCAGUACCCUCUGGGCGAUGGCAAUGGCGGACUCUUGGGGAAACAAGUGUUUGUACCAAAGACGGAACGGCUGCAAUUCGUGCGCCGGGUAGGGUAUGUGUCGUUUUUCCCGCUAUUUCUGCAGAUUUUGCCACUGAAUUCGCCCAAGUUGGCCCCCCUGGGCACGCUCGUCGCCAACGAACUGCUCUCACUUCAUGGACUCAUGUCGCUGUCCCCCCAAGAUUUGUACUUUGAGCGCCCCAACGCCCCCGGUGACGCCCCCUACUGGCGUGGUCCGAUCUGGAUGAACAUCAACUACCUGGCCUUGGGCAGUUUUCAGCACUAUGCGACGCACGCCAGCGACAAGUCAGUUCGAGAGCAGUACCAAUCACUGUACGACACGUUGAGAGAUCGAGUGGUCGCGGCGAUUUCUCACGAAUACAAGGCCACGGGCUACUUGUACGAGCAAUACAACCCACACACGGGGCGAGGCCAGCGCUGCCAUCCGUUUUCAGGCUGGACGGCGUUGGUGGUGAAUAUCUUGGCUGAAACGUACUAGAUGCACGAGUCGUAUAUGGGUAACUUGACUAAUAAUACCAGAGGUAUUAUCAAAG
Messenger RNA from Aphanomyces astaci, 2511 nucleotides. RefSeq lists its product as hypothetical. The coding region runs from base 18 to 2456 and encodes 812 amino acids. Lineage: Eukaryota; Oomycota; Saprolegniomycetes; Saprolegniales; Verrucalvaceae. The transcript is spliced from 7 exons. Gene Ontology annotation, cellular component: endoplasmic reticulum membrane. Gene Ontology annotation, molecular function: Glc3Man9GlcNAc2 oligosaccharide glucosidase activity. Gene Ontology annotation, biological process: oligosaccharide metabolic process; protein N-linked glycosylation. The record is from RefSeq and is a predicted model, not a curated record.